AUGGAAGUCCCUUUCGACCAGAAAAUAAAUGUUGUAUACCUCGACGAAAGUCGCAAAACUCCUGUGCAUCGUGCUGUUCUGGAUGGUAAGCACGAACAGGUACAAGAAAAAGUACGAGCCGCCUCUGGGCUGGAUGACCAACAUGAACAAGAAAGGACCCCACUGCAUGAUGCGACCAAACACGGACACAGGUACCUUUGCCUGGUUUAUCUCAAAGAGAUUUAGGAUUGAGUGUCAUAAACUGAAACGUAUGAUUCCGAACAAAUACCACAAAUGGUGAAGCCAAACACACUUUUCGUCCCCUUCGAUUCUGAUCAGCGAAUAUAAUACUAACUGUAAAAUCUACAGGUUGCAAUGGAUGCGUAGUUAUUAAUAAGAGGGUCUUGACUGGGUAAAAGCUUUUACGGCUAACGCUUAGAAUUUUGGCCAAUAUAUAGCUAACGGUUAAUAUCUCUCCAUUGUGGUCACCAUAUAUUUUUUUACUGUUAACUUUUUCAAAUUGAAAUUUUUAUUCUUUACGGCCAAUUUCAUUUGGUUGAUUGGCGGUCAAUGGUUACCCCCAUUCAAUGGGGGUAACCAUUUUAUAAAUAGGGUCUCAGUGAGACCCUGUUUAUAAAAUCAAACUGUAGAAUUCUUAAAAAGCUUUAAAUUUAGCGAUUUUGAAAGAAUGAAUAAUUAAAAAAGGGAAGUAUAAGAAUUGACACCAACUGAAGCAAAUAGCUUUCAGUUUUAUGAGAAACGGCGGCCAAAGGGUUGACGCGCUGGGUUCUAUCCUUAGCCUGGUUGCUGUAUUGUGUUCCAGUACAAGACACUUACAUCUCUCACAGCGCCUUUCUCCAACCAAAGUUAUGUAUGGGUACCGUUGAACUGUCAGAGAAACCUGACAAAACGUUAUAGGGGUCAAGGGGGAAGGGGGUAGCCCGGGAUGGGCUAUCAUACCCUACUGGGGGUAUAACCAAUACUUGUGGUUGCUCUAUUCUACGACUGCCACAAUAAGUUUCGACUCUCUAAGCACUAAACAUGAGAGCAGAUUUUACCUUAAUAUUCUAAAGGGAUAACUAAUGUUACAAGUUCCCUUUUUUCACGAGGACUUGAAUUUUAAACCAUUAGUCUGUAAUCCAGCAUUUCAACUGUUCGGUUGCGUUGCCUCCUGGAAAGAUGAUUAUAAGAUUAAACAUUGAACUCAAACAAAGUGUAGAUGUUUGAGUUUUCGUUUUCUACAUGCAGGAAAGUUUGCCACACUCUGUUACAACAUGGCGCUAACUCUUCUAUUAAGGACAGAGAACACUGGACACCCCUAAUGAGUGCAUCAGACCUGGGAAAGGAACAGUUGUGCCAAGAUAUACUCACUGUUAAUCCUGAGACUGAUGACGUGAACGUGGAUGGAGAAACAGCAUUGCAUAUUGCGUGUAGGAGAGGAUAUGUUGGUGUUGUCAACCUGCUAAUGGAUAACGGGGCAAGUUUGAAUGUUUGUAACAAAGAUGGUGUAACGUGUUUUGAGACAGCCGCCAAGGCAAGAAAGAGCGAAGUUGUGUUUGCAAUGAUAAAGCAUAAAAGGUAUGAACGGUUACCCCAGACAGAGCUGUUAUCUACCAGUUAAACUCAAAGUUUUAAUGGCAGGAAGUGAGAGACUCACAUGACAGCCGAAAAGUAAGAGUAUAGAAGAGCAUUACGAAAUUUAGGCAGGCUAGGCGAUGAAACAACGGUCUCUUCUUUGUUUUGGCGUUUUUCCUUGCUUCUAAGAUAGCUAAAAAUGGUAAAAUAAAUUUUCAGAACCAAGAUGGAACUUAGCUUUAGUGCCAUUCUUUCCUCUGUUUUCUUAUAUCAAUGGAAAUUCUCGACUCUUUCUCAAAAAGCAGUCGUGAUCAUUUUUCUGACACCUAAGGUUACCUCAGCAGAACUAAAGCCUCUCAGAAACACCCUUAUGUUUAACCUUAUGUAAGCUUCACCCAAAACCAAGUUCGGUUCUCCCUUUUCUCAAUCGAAUUGCCGAGCUUUAAUAAAAAUCUCAGAUUAAUACCACCCAGGAUCUCCUGCACUUUGUUGUAACUAGAGAUUUUUUGAUACGUUUUGUUAGGGAAACACACGAAAAGUGUUUUAGUGUCCAUUCAUUAAUAAUUAGUAUUUUAGGAUAAACCUCUUCAUGAGCCAUCUUGAGCUUCCUUUCUUGGACAACCGAAAGAAAAUCUGUUUAGGUUAAGGCACAAUUUCAAGAUUUGUUAGACUUAGGGGUCACAUGAUUGAUUGAGUUUGGUCGGCCGGACCGGGAAAUAUUUGACUCUGACUCUGUUUUAUUGCUUCUGAACAGAUGGAUGGAAAUAAUGGAACACAAGGAUAAGAACGGCCUUACCCCCAUGAAGCUUCUCAUAAAACACUUCCCAGAGAGUGCACAGCUGGUCAUGGAUUACUGCAUUGAUCGAUCAGGGACAGAAAGCUCCGAUGAUCCAAAUUUUACCAUUACUUGCAACCUCCGUUUCCUAGACCCCAGUCCUACUCACACCACUUGCCUGAGAGAAAGCCGUUUCUUUGGACCGAGCACCAUGGUGAAACACGAACGUAGAGAAUUACUCGAACAUCCUUUGACACAGGUCUUGCUGAAUAAGAAAUGGUCUUCUUUCGGGCGCUUGGUGUUCUACUUUAACUUUAUGUUCUAUUUUGUCUUUGUUGUCAUGUUUACAGCUUUCUUAAUCCGAUUCAUGCAAAACAGUGAUAAAGGAUCGGGAGAUUUUUUUAUGUAUUCAAUAGUAUUUUUACUUAUAUUUGUCCAGUUCACUAAGGAAGUUAUUGCAAUACUUGUCCAGAGGUUUCGUUAUUUCACCACUUUAAGCAAUCUCACUGAAUGGAUACUCUACAGUACGACGCUUUCAUUCAUAACGUUACUUCUCAUUGUCGAUCUGAUAUUUUCGUUAGUCCCCCUUGAGAAGCGUCAUGAUCUUUACCCACAACUUAUCUGGGUGUUGGGUGCCAUUUCGAUUUUCCUUUGCUAUGCGAAUCUAGUCUUGGUUCUUCGUCGGUUGAGUCUGGUUGGAAUCUAUGUCACCAUGUUUAUAGAAAUCACUAAGUCGGUUUUAAAAGUACUUAUGAUCUUCUUUGUCUUGUUCUUUGGGUUCUCCAUGGUGUUCUACGUCCUCUUUAAAUCAGAGGUAAGAUGAAAUGAGAGAUAAAUGUGUAUGUGAGUAAAUUUGCUUCUGUUUGUGAUUUAUGUGAGUUUUUUCCCUUUUUUUGAUCAUGCUCGUAAUUUAAAACCGACAGUAAAAAUAUUCCUCAUCCUGUACCUUUUCGCGCCGUUUAUUGACUCUAUCAAUAACAACAAGCUUGAAAUAUUUGGUUACAGUAAUUAAUUAAAAUGUCACCGGAUUUCGGGCUCAAUAUGGGUGCAGCAAAUGCCUAAUCGUACCUUUUCAGUGCACUUUGACGACAUAUAAAGCUCGCUCGGUCUCUUCAAGGGUAUCUUGAAAUCAUGACUCAACUAAAAUCGCCUCAUCUUCCAACGGAACGCGCCAAAAAGGUACGAUUAAGGAUGACAUAACGUUAUAGUAAACGAAAUAUACAGUAAUAAUAAACGAUUAACAAAAGUCCAUUAAAUUGUCCGGGUUUGCCAUAGGGAUCGAUUCCCUUCAGUAAUACGCUUAUGGAAAAGGAAUGAGCAUUGGCUUAAGAGCUAAGAGUCUCUCGUAUUUCCUCCACAGAAGGUGGUAUUUAAGCAUCUUGGAUUUGCUUUACUGAAGGUGGCAGUGAUGACAAUUGGAGAGGUUGACUUUGAAGGCAGAUUCAUGCAUUCCCAGAAUAUCACAAACGAGCCGACGUCUUCUCAGACAGCUUCUUUCGUUUUCCUCGGCUUAUUCUUGAUUUUAAUGACAAUUGUACUGAUGAACCUCCUGGUAUGCAUUAAGAUAACAAACUUAUUUGUAACUUUUAAUACUACUAGUAGGAUGUACAAGUAUAAAUGAAGCAGCGUUCUAUCAUAAACGCAGUAGUCUUAUUGGCUUCACCACUCAUUAUCUAUUUGACAUAUGGAUCCCAUCUUAAUAUGUGUCUAUUCAGUGUGAUAUAUUGACCAUUUAACCCCUAAAAGUGACGAGCAUCUAAUUUCUCCUUACAAUAUCCCCACUGAAUUACAUAUUAAUGUCAUGAGAGUAAAGGAAAUAAUCACCAACUAACGAAACUCUUGAUUGUUAGACAAAUUCUCCUUUUCAGCACCUUAGUAAAUGUACAGAGAACAGUAUGGAGAAUAUGAAUACUAAUGUCAGAGUGUAGAGGGUUAAGCUGAAUUAUGCGCGCAUUUUGUCUGCUUCUUACUUACGAUGUAUCGGUAGAUAUACAUCCAUAGAUGACAUCACCAUUGACAAUUGUUUUCUUUAUCGUAUAAAACAUACAGAUUCCAUGUAGGCAUGGGUAUGUUCAGUAACAGAUCACAAAAGACCUCAAAAUAAAGAAACAACGUCAGUGACACGCUCGGCUGCGCCUCAUGAGCCACUUUUUUGUCCUUACCACAUUUUGACCUCAUCUGUGAUCUGUUACUGAGCAGACGCUCGGCAACAUAGAACCUUCCUGUGGAAUACACCACAAAUAACGUCAAUUGUAGUUGAAACAAAAAAUUGGAACACGGGACGGAACCGAGUGUGCCACCGACUCAAAAUUCGUAUCAUCAAGACGCUUCCAUGUAAGAAAUCAAACUUAGUGCUACAAUUUGUAGGACGUUGAUCACGGUUACAUGUUCACCUACAGGUGGGUCUUGCCGUGGGUGAUAUCGACGCGAUCCGCCGCAAUGCUGCGUUUAAAAGAAUGGCUAUGCAGGUCAUGUAUAUCGCCAAGGUCGAAAACAGCUUCCCGAGGUGCAUCUCGCGGCGUUUUCGCCAUCCAGAAGUAACUUUGCAGCCAAAUCGUCGAACUCUGAGGAAAAGGUAUGCCGUCAGUACCAUUCUGAUUAAAAGUCACUCGUUAAUCUCAAAAUGUCAGAAAAAUUCUAAAAAGCGACUUUACAACGACUCUGUCAAUGUCUACUUCUCUUUAAUAUCUUUACCAUACAUUAUCCAGUCAACAGUCAACGAGAAAACUGAGCAGUUAGAAAUUAUUAUUUUGAUCUAACACUACAUUCUCGUCACUGAUUGACAGGAAAAUUUAUAGCAACUUGAGGGGAGAAGUAACAAUCACAUCUUGGGAGUCAAAUUAAGGGUUAAAAUGUUCACUUCACAAAAUUAUUUCUUUGUCUUCGAUAUCCAGGUUGAUGCUUCUUCUUGGAAUGAAGACAUCUUCGGGCUUGGACUUUACUCCUCGCGCCAAAGAAGAACCGUUCUCCGGUGUAGUUUUGGAUUAUACUGAGAUUAAGAAAAAGCUUGACCUUACUGAGAAACGCGUCGAAACAUUGGUUGAUACGAUGGAGGCGCAAAACGCUCUGCUCAGAAAAUUAGUAAAAAAGAUUGAUCCUGGAACCAAGAUGGACGAGGAGAGCAUGGAAAUGGAAGGACCGACUGUGGAACACGAGCAUGGGAGCACAUCAGCUUCAGGAGGGGAGUGGAUCCUUGACGACCAGCAGCCACAUGAGAUUAAAAUACAACCACACUUGUACAAAUGUGGAAAGAUUACUAACGUUUAGUUAUAUUAAGCAGCAAAAUACUAUCCUAUACUUGUAAGAGUGUCAGGUGUGAACACAGCGUUUUCAAUCACGCGGAGAGCGGCUAUGCAGAUGUAUAGAAAGAAGGAAAGAGUUAUCUGCAACGUGGGUGCGAGUGUGCGUUGGUUUAUCCAAAUAAGAAUGAGCAUGGUGAGUUCUUAUGACUGGUGACCAGUCCUACCCAUUUGCAGGGUCGACGCAAUGCCGAAACUCGGAAUGUUCGAGAAGAAUGGUUUCAGAAACAGAAAAAUUCUCUUUCAUAUGUGAAAGAGGAUUCACUUCCAUUUACGCGUUCUUUUCAAAUUUCAUGUCGCCGUUGAUAGAAGUAAUUGAUGAUAAUGAUAAUGCAUGCGAACAUUCUGGACAUGUUUAUAUUUGCACAAAUGUAGCACUAUCGAAUAGCCCCAGAGAUUUAUCGAUUUCAUAAAUUCCAACUUUUACUCUCUCUCCCGAUUUGCUUGCUAAAUUUAGGCGCUAAAUUUUAGAAUUGGUCGCGCAAAACAGAAGUAUGGUUUCCCUGCACUAACUAAUAGGGGUUUGAUUAAUGCAGAAUAAUGAUUGAAGCUUAUAUCCCUUUGUCACCUUUUCUCCUGUUACAUGUCCAUCAAACUGUUCAAUGAAAAAAACCCUCCUUUAAUUUAGAUGUUGGGCAUACAUGAGGAAUUCCCACUAUUGCUGGUUUUUAUUUUUGUGAAAAAGCUCUUAAAAUCUCGCUUUCAAUUCCAAGAUAAUGCAGUCGGAUGUUUUAGAAUUGCUCAUUAUUUACUCAGUCAAGUCCAAUCAAAUGAUAAAUUCAAUCAUCUUUGGAGCAAUAUCGCCUGAGGUGGUUCGUAAAUUGAAUCAAAAUUAUGCAACUCACUUCCACAAGAAAACUAAUGCAUUCAAUGGGCUACACAUUUUCGCCACAAAAAGGUUUUUUUUUUGUUCAGCGAAGCAUUUUAAAAAAAGGUUUAUUUUACUUGGUGCGAGAAAAUCUGCUUUCAAGCAAAACUGUGCUAAAGAUGAUUUUUGGAUGCUUUUUGGAUUUGCGCCCCUAAACCUUGGAAUAAUCUUCCAGAGCAUAUAAAAUGUAGUUUAAAUCUUACAUCUUUUACCUUACCUUAAAACCUUAAAACUUAUCUUUUCAAGCACUCUUUUAAUUUGUGGUUUUGCUCUAGUAAUUUCCGAAUUUAUUAUUUAUUGCUUUAAACAUUUUAUUGUAAAGCGCGCUAGAGCUUUAGAAUAGGACGC
Pocillopora meandrina is the source of this 6844-nucleotide messenger RNA. Lineage: Eukaryota; Metazoa; Cnidaria; Anthozoa; Scleractinia; Pocilloporidae. The record is from the annotation of a GenBank genome assembly.